AUGGACACCCAUAUCGACGCUAUCUUGGACUGUCCGAAAAUCACUCGAGAUAAUCGUGGCAAGUCGCUUUCAAUGCUAGUUGAGCUUUGCGGUAAACAUACCGAUGCCUUGAACGGCCAUGGAUACCCCGUCGAAGGAUUGGCAGAACUCAUACUGGUAAACGUGCUGUACAAAAAACUCGACAAAGAGACACAGGAGCAGUGGGAAACAAAGUUGGGUAGUGGCGAGCUCCCUGAAUUUGAUGAAUUCAUCGAUUUCUUGCGCGAGCGAGGUCGUGUACUGCAGCGGACGAAUCGGUCGCAGCAGCCAGCGGCACAUCAGGCAGCCCCUAAUAAGCGACAACCAAUGAAUCAGAAGUCACACGUACCUUCCAACUCGUUUGUACAGGUAGCAAAGGAGAUAUGCCCAUGUUGCAAAGCAGAGCACUCGAUCUAUCGCUGUGCCAAGUUUCAAGCUAUGCCCCUGCAUGAACGAAAAGCUUUUGUGGCCAAGGCAGUCCUGUGUUUCAAUUGCUUGAAGGCCAAACAUCGAGUCAGCAAAUGUCCGUCGGAGCAAGGUUGUAAAACGCAAGGUUGCGGUCGCAGGCACCACAGCAUGCUUCACAGCAAUGACACUCUCGGUGUGGCAAGUCCAGACAAGCACGCAAACAACGAAGAACAUGAAGCAGAAUCCGAUUUACAAUCUGAGAAGCAGCCGAAGGUUCCUGAACAGCGAAACAGUGCUACAACUCUUUGUGCUAACAUUGGUGGUGCCAGACAGCAAGUCGUUUUAUCGACGGCCCAAGUAUUGGUUACUGGAAAAGGCAAUUCGGUCGUGAAGUGUCGUGCUCUAUUGGAUUCUGGAUCCGACAGUAACAUUAUAAGUGAGAAAUUAGCAGAAAAGCUGCAAUUGAGGAUGGUUCUGGUAGACUUUCCUAUCAGCGGCUUGAACAACAUCGAAACACGAGUCAAGUAUCAAUUAGCAACAAAGUUCCGGUCCUGCACCAAUUCGUUUACCUCGGCCAUGCUUGAUUUUCUGGUCGUUCCACGAGUAACCUCAAAUCUUCCAGUUGCUGAGAUUGAUGCCCAAUUGUGGCCGAUUCCAUCCGGCCUGCGGUUCGCUGAUCCUAAGUUCCAUUCGCCAGGUGAAAUAGACAUGAUCAUCGGAAAUGAGGUAUUUUUUGACCUAAUAAAAAAGGGUCGAUUGAAGUUCGGCGUCGACGGUGUUACGUUAGCAGAAACGGAACUAGGUUGGGUCGUAGCAGGUUCGGUACCAAUCAAGAACACCCAGCAAUAUUCUCAGGUAUACCAGCUUAACCGCCAUGAAGAGAUGCUCAAUCAAACGAUGGCGAAGUUUUGGGAAUUGGAAAACGUUCACCCAGAGAAAACUACGACAACAGCUGAAAAUGUGGUUGAGAAUCAUUUCAAAACCACACACUACCGUGACGACUCCGGUCGAUAUGUAGUGCGACUGCCAUUCAAUGGCAUGGAAUGUCAACUUGGUGAUUCUUACGAUGCUGCUCGAAGACGCCUCAAUAAGCUAAUGAUUCAACUAGCAAAAAACCCAGUCAAACGUGAUGAGUACUACAAUUUUAUGUCCGAGUAUUUAGCCUUAGGUCAUAUGUCGGAGGCUAUUCAGUGCACGGAUGGUAGUGGCUACUACAUUCCCCACCAUGCCGUGUAUAAGGCGUCGAGUUCGACUACAAAAACAAGAGUGGUUUUCGAUGCGUCGGCAAAAACCACCACUGGUCUAUCCCUCAAUGACACGCUAUUGGUUGGGCCUACGGUGCAAAAUGACAUCGUCUCGAUCAUACUCCGAUUCUGCAUCCACCCGGUGGUGCUAACUGCCGACAUUUCAAAAAUGUACCGGCAAGUAAGGCUACAUAAGGAUGAUUGCAAAUUUCAACAAAUUCUAUGCUGGGAUAAUAACGGGCAGCUAAAAGUGUACGAACUGCAAACAGUCACAUAUGGCAUUGCUAGCUCACCUCAUCAUGCGACGAGAGUAUUAAUUCAACUGGCCACUGACGAAGGUGAAGAAUUUGAGCUAGGAAGAAAGGCUAUUACGGAAGAGAGUUACAUCGACGAUUUCUUGACUGGUGGCUCGUCGAUUGAAGAAGUCAUUCGUAUCUAUUCGGAAUUAUCAGAGCUGCUACGUCGUGGUGGCUUUGAAGUGCAUAAGUUUUGUUCAAACAGCAUUGACGUGUUGAAAGCCAUUCCUAAGGAACUACAAGAGAAACAAGUCAGCUUUGAUGAAUCUGGUAUAAACAACAGUAUCAAGACGUUGGGGUUGAUCUGGAACCCCCAGGAUGAUUACUUUAUGUUCCGUGUGGCUCCAGAGGAUUGCGGAGUGGUGCCGACUAAGCGCAAGGUGUUAUCGGAAAUCGGACAGCUUUUCGACCCGCUCGGUUUCUUGGGUCCGAUUAUUGUAUAUGCCAAAUUAGUAAUGCAGGACAUUUAG
This is a messenger RNA of Topomyia yanbarensis, 2436 nucleotides long. RefSeq lists its product as uncharacterized. The transcript has a single exon. Lineage: Eukaryota; Metazoa; Arthropoda; Insecta; Diptera; Culicidae. The record is from RefSeq and is a predicted model, not a curated record. Bases 1 to 2436 code for a protein of 811 amino acids.